AACGCGAAUCUUCUUUCAUUUAGACGAUAUAGACUUUUGUAAAUUGCUUAGAGGUUUUUUGGAGCGCGUCUCGCCCUGGAGCGCUACACCAUGCUCUCCCACGCCGACCUCCUGGACGCUCGGCUCGGUGAGUUAUCAUCGCCAAACUCCGGUCUUCAACUCUACUGGAUGAAGGAUGCUGCGGAGCUGCUUGGGCAUCGGGAGGCUCUGAAGUGCCGGCUGGGUAGCGGUGUGACAGAUCAGGGACACCCGGGCAACAUGGCCCCUGGCCCGGACACUGUGGAGGGGACCACCAUGCUUCCCGGGGACGACAUCACUAAUGUCGGAUCCAACCAGCAAGUCAUGCCGGUGAACAACAAGGAACCAGAGAAACAGCAGCAACAGCAAAGCUCUAACCAGACUGCAAACCAGCAGAAACAGAAGCGGCACAGGACGCGCUUUACCCCUGCGCAGCUCAACGAGUUAGAACGCAGCUUCGCUAAGACCCACUAUCCAGAUAUCUUCAUGCGAGAGGAACUGGCGCUAAGGAUUGGCCUCACAGAAUCUCGAGUGCAGGUCUGGUUCCAGAACCGACGUGCCAAAUGGAAGAAACGCAAGAAGACCACCAACGUGUUCCGCUCCCCCGGGACUCUGCUCCCCACACAUGGCCUGCCUCAGUUCUCGGCCGCGGCCGCCAUGGAGAACAGCCUCUGUUCCUUUCACGCCAACGACUCCCGUUGGGCCACCGGGAUGCACGGGGUGUCCCAGCUGCAGCUGCCUCCGGCCCUGGGCCGCCAACAGGCCAUGGCACAGUCCCUCUCCCAGUGCAGCCUUGGGACCGGUCCAUCACACAACUCAAUGGGCCUUUCCAACGGCUUGUCCUCCAACGGCUCCGGAAUGCAGUCCCAUCUUUACCAGCCGCCUUUUGCUGGAAUGUCCGCCUCACUCUCCGGGCCCACAAAUGUAUCGGGCUCGUCCCAGCUCUGUAGUUCUCCGGAAAAUGAUGUUUGGAGAGGGACCAGCAUUGCAGCGCUGCGACGCAAAGCGCUCGAGCACACAGUGUCAAUGAGUUUCACCUAGUGACGUUUCAAGAUGUCCCCCCUGUGGUUCUUCAGUUGUAAACCCUGUCAGUCUGGUGAGAAACAAGAAGACCAGUUAACUCAGGACGUGGUAUGUUCCGGGGAAAGAGCAAACGAAAGAGAAAGAGAGAGAGAGAGACAGACAGAGAGAGAGCUGAGAAACUGACUAAAGUUCAACUUAUUGUUCAGACGACGCCACCAAAACCUGGAUAAGAUUGUAGAGACGAUGAGACCAUGUUCGAGGGUAUCGAUUUAUCUCGUUUUCCGAAGUUCAUCUACUGAAAAAUCUAUAGUGGUUAUUUUGCGAUUUAUUGAAACCAAACAAUUGUUGUGUUUUUUGUUUUCUUGACUGUGUUGCGCGCGUUAGGAAAGUAUUUAUAUAAAAGUUGUUCAGGUGAAAUUGUUUUAUGUUAUGUCUAAAAUCAGUGAAGUUGCAGAUGAAUUUUACGUGCACUAAGUUGGAAAUUAUUGCCCUCUGCGUGACGCGCUCUGUGCGCGUGUUAUUCCUUGGAAUAUUCCUCCAGCUACUUAGAGAGAUACGGGUCCACUAGCUGAUCCUUUUAAAAAUGAAAACGACAAAGAAACCAACAAAAUCACAUUUCCAAUAAAACUCGCCAGCAUGUCAUGGCCAUAGGCGACAAAACUCAAUUAAGCCUCGAAGCCUACCAUAUCGAAAGAAUAGCCUAUUUAAUUACCCCAUGAUCUAGGAUGUUUUGUAAAGAUGAAACAUUCUUAUCCCCGCUGGUCUUUUUGUGACAUGUUUUAAGUAUUGUGUGUGCUUACUACUGGAAUGGGUUUCUUAAAUGUUUGAUCUGACA
Molecule: messenger RNA, 1876 nt
Organism: Hypomesus transpacificus
Lineage: Eukaryota; Metazoa; Chordata; Actinopteri; Osmeriformes; Osmeridae
Product: homeobox protein orthopedia B-like
Exons: 3
Coding region: 91-1059 (322 amino acids)
Biological process (GO): neuron differentiation; regulation of DNA-templated transcription
Molecular function (GO): DNA binding; DNA-binding transcription factor activity, RNA polymerase II-specific
Source: RefSeq, a predicted model, not a curated record